Molecule: messenger RNA, 489 nt
Organism: Lecanosticta acicola
Lineage: Eukaryota; Fungi; Ascomycota; Dothideomycetes; Mycosphaerellales; Mycosphaerellaceae
Source: the annotation of a GenBank genome assembly
AUGUCUCAGUCCUGGGAAGACAGAAGAGGUCUCUUCCAACGAGGCAAAGAAAUCCACGAGCCAGGACGUAAAUUGUCCGGCAGCGCGGGAGCAGGCGGCGUGAUGGACGCCGUCCGAAGAGCCUCAACAAGCAGUGGAAACAGCGGCAACCUGGUCGACAAACCACUCUCCAAUGACCCAGGCUCCCCAACUUCUCCAACAAGCCAGAGACGUCGAGUAAGCAUUGGCCCUUUUCCAGAGCUCCUCAUGCUCCGUGCUGACAUAUCGGAUGAAUCCUAGUCUUCCACGGCAUCCGGCGGCCUCUUCUCCAAUCUUCAACACCACAAACGCGGCAGCGAAGAUUAUGCCAACCGCCGUGCGUCUCAGACAGAAGCUUUGGGCACAGGCAAUGGUCUUGUGAGCGGAUGGUGGAAUUCUACAUUUCGGGGUAUCAAGAAGCCGAACAAUCUGCCCGAGGCCGCGGAUUCCAAGAAAGGCGUGAUGGAGUGA